Molecule: messenger RNA, 2340 nt
Organism: Pollicipes pollicipes
Lineage: Eukaryota; Metazoa; Arthropoda; Thecostraca; Pollicipedomorpha; Pollicipedidae
Product: solute carrier family 22 member 15-like
Exons: 15
Coding region: 172-2340 (722 amino acids)
Biological process (GO): transmembrane transport
Cellular component (GO): membrane
Molecular function (GO): transmembrane transporter activity
Source: RefSeq, a predicted model, not a curated record
CUAUUUAGGCACAUACAAUGGGCAGCAGCCGGUAAAUUAGGUUCUUGGCCCUGCUCAGUUUUUUAAUAUGAUCCAUAAAGACCUUUAACAUGCUUUUUCUGCCUUAGCGUAUGUCGUGUUGUUAAGUCUUGGAAUUCUCAUUGUGUGGCAUAAGCACAUUCCAGUGUCAAUAUGGACAUUGAUGAAGUCUUCUCCCAUAUUGGGGAGUUUGGACCAGCUCAAAAGAAGUAUGUGCUGGUGAUAUCCUUAGCCCAGGUAUACAUAGCAUCAAUUAAUUUAAAUAUGGAAUUUACAGCCUUUGCUCCUGAGUUUGAGUGCUACCCUAGUGAAGAUGGCUCAGCUCCUUUGCUUAAUGCAUGUCCUGACAAUGAAGCAGCCAAGUGUGCCAGAUUAGUCUACAACUCAAACUACUCAACUAUUGUCACAGAGUGGAACCUGGUGUGUGACCAGGCCUACCGUGCCAAGGGCUGCCAGUCAGCCUUCAUGGCUGGCCUGAUGGUGGCAGCACCACUAAUGGGUCCACUGGCGGACAAGGUGGGCCGCCUGCGCACCAUAGCUGCCUGCCUGCUGGUGCUGCUGGCCUGUUUCGGAGGCAGCAUGGCUGCACCCACCUUUGAUGUGUUCCUGGCACUCAGGUUCGUCUCCGGCUCUGUCACCAUCGGCAUGAUCUUGUCCACGUUCGUGCUGGCCUCGGAGGUGGUGGGCGCCUCCCAGCGCGCCUUCUGCGGCAAUCUGAUGAGCGUCAUGUUCGCGCUGGGCAUCCCCGUCCUGUCGGCGGCGGCUAGCCUCAUCCACAGCUGGCGCCACCUCUACUUGCUCUUCACGCUGUUCGGCUGCGCGUACUUCAGCGCUUACUUCUACCUGCCGGAGAGUCCGCGCUGGCUGCUGCUGAAGGGUCGGGAGGAGGCGGCGCUGCGCGUGCUGCAGCGCAUCGCCCGGUGUAACGGCACCACGCUGCCGGCCGGGCUUAAGCUGCGCUCGGCCGCGCCACGCGCUGCACCUGUCGCCGAAGGCGUUUGCUCCCUUUUCAAGUACCGCAAAGUGGCUGUCUGGACGCUGGUCAUGAUGUUCUCGUGGUUCACCAACAACCUGUGUUACUACGGCCUGACGUCGGCUUCGGCCACCAUGGGCAGCGACCGCUUCACGUCAGUGGCGCUGAGCGGCCUCAUCGAGCUGCCGGCCUACGCCAUCGUGAUGCUGGUGCUGAACAGGGUCGGUCGCCGCACGCCCCUCUGUGGCUUCAUGCUGCUAGGCGGCGGCUGCUGUCUGGGCAUCAUGGGCCUGCCGCACGGCGACGCCAGGCUCGCCCAGCUGCGCAUGCUGCUCGGCCUGAUCGGCAAGCUGUGUGCGGCGGCAAGCUUCUCCGUGAUCUUCAUCCACUCGGGCGAAAUCUUCCCCACGUCUAUCCGAAACACCGGCUUCGGUUUGGUCAACGUGUUUGCCCGCAUUGGCGGCAUCGUCUACCCGUUCAUGGCCCUUCUGAACGACGUGAUGGCCGACCUGCACUUCGCGGUGUUCGGUGCGCUGGCGGUCGGCUCAGGCCUGCUGAACCUGAUGCUGCCGGAGACGCUGGGCCGCCCCGCUGCCGGAGACGUGGGGCCCGACUGGCAGUGCUGGUGUGGCUCCCGGUUCGGCAUGUACUACGCGCUGGUGAUCAUGACGCUGCUGGCGGGGCCGGCACGCGGCCAGACGCUGUCAGAGCGCAUCCUGUCGCUGUUCUUCCGGCACACGUGCGAGGAUCUGCGCCACUCGCUGUUCGAAGUGAACGCGCUCAGUGACUGCUCCGAGGAGCUCGGUUGUCCGCUGAACCAGCACUGCGAGCCGUUCACCUGCCACGGACUGUUUGUGCACAGGUGCGUCGCCAACUUCGCCGAGCAUGCCGCCUGCCAGCGUGGCUCCCAGUGCAGCUCGAACUUCUGCCACCCGACCAGCUCUACGUGCGAGGCGCGCGAGGGCGCCUGCCCGGAGGACAUGCUGAACGCGGGCGGCACCUGCCUCGGCCUCUCGCCGUUCCGCGCCGCCUCCUGGUCGGACUCGCGCGCCGAACAGCAGAACCUGCAGACGUUCUUGGUGCUGCGCCGCGCCGCCGCCGAACAGCCGUACAUCGGCGUCUCGGACACGCAGACCGAGGGCGUGUUCCGCUUGGACGUGGACGGCUCGCGCAUCGACGACGGCUUCAGCGCCUUCGCGGCGGCCGAGCUGGCGCGGAACGACGAGUGGCUGAGCUGCGCCACGCAGCGGCCGGUGAGCCUGCAGCCUAGCGAGAACGGCUGGGCGCUGAGCCGGUGCGACGCCAGCCGACGCUUCGUGUGCCAGGCGGACCCGGCGUUCGGCGCCUGA